AUGGAUGAAGGAAACCAAACCAAUGUCAGCCACUUCAUCCUACUAGGAUUCCCCACUUCUGCUGAGCUGCAGCUGCUCCUCUUCUCCGUCUUCCUCGUGGCCUAUUUGUUAACGCUGAUGGAAAACAUCAUCAUCAUCCUUGUCAUCCGGGCCAACCACCAACUGCACAAGCCCAUGUAUUUCUUCCUGGGCAACCUGUCAUUCCUGGAGAUCUGGUACGUGACAGUCAUUGUGCCCAAGAUGCUGGCAGAUUUCAUGACCCAGGAUAAGCGCAUUUCCUUCCAAGGAUGCAUGGCACAGCUGUAUUUCUUCGUGAGCUUUGUGUGCACUGAGUACAUCCUCUUGGCUGCCAUGGCCUAUGACCGUUACUUAGCCAUAUGCAACCCUUUGCGGUACCCGUCCAUCAUGAGCAAUAGGUUCUGCGCCCAGCUGGCUGCAAGCUGCUGGGUUUGUGGCUUGAUCACCGCUGCAAUCAAGCUGAGCUUCAUCGCCCAGCUCAGGUUCUGCAGCAUUGACACUAUCAACCACUACUUCUGCGACAUCUCACCUCUAUUGAAUGUCUCCUGCACUGACUCAUCCCAGGCCGAGCUGGUGGACUUCAUCCUGGCCCUGAUGGUCAUCAUGGUGCCUCUGUGCAUCGUGGUCACCUCGUACAUCUGCAUCCUGUUCACUGUGCUCAAGAUCCCCUCAUCCCAGGGCAGGCAAAAGGCCUUCUCUACCUGCAGCUCCCACUUGGCCGUGGUAGUCUUGUUCUACUCCACCACCCUGUUCACCUACGCCCGGCCCAAGGCCAUGUACGCUUACAACUCCAACAAGCUGGUGUCAGUGCUCUAUACUGUGGUGGUGCCGCUCCUGAACCCCCUCAUCUACUGCCUCAGGAACAAGGAGGUCAAGGAUGCCCUGAGAAAGGCAAAGCUUGGAACAAGGAGCACUGGGGAACGUAGUUAA
This is a messenger RNA of Trachemys scripta elegans, 948 nucleotides long. Its product is annotated as olfactory receptor 6Y1-like. Gene Ontology annotation, molecular function: olfactory receptor activity; G protein-coupled receptor activity. Gene Ontology annotation, biological process: G protein-coupled receptor signaling pathway. NCBI's taxonomy places the organism in Eukaryota, Metazoa, Chordata, Testudines, Emydidae. The coding region runs from base 1 to 948 and encodes 315 amino acids. The transcript has a single exon. The record is from RefSeq and is a predicted model, not a curated record. Gene Ontology annotation, cellular component: membrane.